UCUCCUCGUGGCUGGUUCAGAAAGAAGGCGCUAGUCCUCUGAAACUUGAGAUCGGUUUUUUAGAACUACGAGCCCGAGACCCUCCCCCCACAGGACCGCACAGGCUUUUAAAGCGGCCCCUGGGAAGCCACUCACCGUCAGAGACGGCUGGAGCUGAGGCUGCGCCAUCGUCACCGUCGGCGGCCAUGACACCGAGGUCCCUCGCUUGUAUAGUCAGUGUGCACGCGGGACUUCCUCUUCGUCUCCUCACUCCGCUCCUGCAGUCGGGGACGGGGCGGAGCUUCGCCCCCGGAGUCGCCGACCGGUCGGACUUCCGUUCAGACCUCCCGGGUCUGGCGCGGUGGAGCCAGCCUGGCGCGCGCUAGGAGCCUAUUGGCUGGCGUAGACCGGUUUACCGCCCGGAUUGGCCGGAGCCACGCCCCCUGGAGUUCGUCUGGGAGCUGGGCGCUGGAGAUCGCGCAGGAGUCAAUCAUGAGGAAGCCACGAGCAGCUGUGGGAAGUCGAAGUCGUUGCAGGAAGCAGGCAUCCAGCCAGGAGGGAAGGGAGAAACGUGCCCUCAGCAGCAGCCAGGCCAAACCGUCUGCACCUGACGGCCUGGCCAGGCAGCAGGAGGAGGUGAGAUUGCAGGCCCCUGUCUCCCCGUACCAUCUAUUCAGAGACACAGCUGAGGUGACAGUCUUCCAGAAGAGCCUGCUGAGCUGGUAUGACCGAGAGAAGCGGGACCUACCCUGGAGAAGGCGGGUGGAGGGUGAGGUGGACCUGGACAGGCGGGCAUACGCUGUGUGGGUCUCAGAGGUCAUGCUGCAGCAGACCCAGGUUGCCACGGUGAUCGACUAUUAUAACCGAUGGAUGCAGAAGUGGCCAACGCUGCAGGACCUGGCCAGUGCUUCCCUGGAGGAGGUAAACCAGCUCUGGGCUGGCCUGGGCUAUUAUUCUCGAGGCCGGCGGCUACAGGAAGGAGCCCGGAAGGUGGUAGAGGAGCUAGGGGGCCACAUGCCACGUACAGCAGAGACCCUGCAGUGGCUCCUGCCUGGUGUGGGGCGGUACACAGCCAGAGCCAUUGCUUCCAUUGCCUUUGGCCAGGCAACCGGUGUGGUGGACGGGAACGUAAUACGGGUGCUAUGCCGUGUCCGAGCCAUUGGUGCUGAUCCCAGCAGCACCCUUGUUUCCCAGCAGCUCUGGAGCCUAGCCCAGCAGCUGGUGGAGCCAGCCCGGCCAGGAGACUUUAAUCAAGCAGCCAUGGAGCUGGGGGCCACAGUGUGUACCCCGCAGCGCCCGCUCUGCAGCCAGUGCCCUGUGCAGAGCCUGUGCCGGGCACACCAGAGGGUGGAGCGGGAGCAGCUCUCAGCCUCACGGAGCCCGCCAGGCAGUCGUGACGUGGAGGAGUGUGCUCCCAACACUGGACAGUGCCAGCUGUGUGCGCCUCCCACAGAGCCCUGGGACCAGACCCUGGGAGUGGCCAACUUUCCCAGAAAGGUCAGUCGCAGGCCCCCCAGGGAGGAGUGCUCUGCCACCUGUGUUCUGGAGCAGCCCAGGGCCCUUGGGGGUGCCCGAAUUCUGCUGGUGCAGAGGCCCAACUCAGGUCUGCUGGCAGGACUGUGGGAGUUCCCAUCUGUGACCGCAGAGCCCUCAGGGCAGCACCAGCGCAAGGCCCUGCUGCAGGAACUGCAGAGUUGGGUUGGGCCCGUCCCGGCCACCCGCCUUCGGCACCUGGGACAGGUGGUCCACACCUUCUCUCACAUCAAGCUGACAUAUCAAGUAUACGGUCUGGCCCUGGAAGAACAGACCCCAGUGGCCAUUGUACCACCUGGAGCUCGCUGGCUGACCCGGGAGGAGUUUCACACCGCUGCUGUCUCCACCGCCAUGAAAAAGGCACUACCUUUGUUGUCUUCGUUGUACUUUUUGUGUUUCCUACAUGUUCUAAGUGAACCUGUUACUAUGUGUUCCGUGUAUACGAGGGCCAACAGCCAGGGACCUGCAAGGGUUCCAAAAGAUCCCAGGUGUCCACCCUGUCCAGAUGGAAAAAGCCCAGCGCAGGCCAGCAAGUCCUGGAUAGUUUCUUUCGGCCCCACAUCCCCUGCUGAUGCACCCAGCCUCAACAGUGCAACACAGUGAUGCCUCUGGAAGCCCCCACCCCCUGAGAAUCCUGUUUAAUAAAGUGCUGAUUUUUGUAGUCA
Molecule: messenger RNA, 2177 nt
Organism: Lagenorhynchus albirostris (white-beaked dolphin)
Lineage: Eukaryota; Metazoa; Chordata; Mammalia; Artiodactyla; Delphinidae
Gene: MUTYH
Product: mutY DNA glycosylase
Exons: 16
Coding region: 472-2115 (547 amino acids)
Biological process (GO): base-excision repair; mismatch repair
Cellular component (GO): nucleus
Molecular function (GO): adenine/guanine mispair binding; oxidized purine DNA binding; purine-specific mismatch base pair DNA N-glycosylase activity
Source: RefSeq, a predicted model, not a curated record